Messenger RNA from Procambarus clarkii (red swamp crayfish), 791 nucleotides. The record is from RefSeq and is a predicted model, not a curated record. Lineage: Eukaryota; Metazoa; Arthropoda; Malacostraca; Decapoda; Cambaridae.
AUCCAGAAGCUGCGUGAGAGGGGGCUGGAGUUCCUGUCUGUGCCAGAUACUUACUACGACCAGCUGCGGGAGAAGCUAAAGUCCUCCAAAGUCAAGAUAGCAGAGGACAUGAAUGUGUUGCAGGAGUUGAAGAUCCUUGUUGACUAUGACGAUGAUGGCUACCUGUUGCAGAUCUUCACGAAGAACAUGCAGGACCGACCCACUCUGUUCCUAGAGGUCAUACAGAGACGUAACCACAAUGGGUUCGGCGCCGGAAACUUCAAGGCGCUCUUUGAAGCCAUAGAGCUGGAUCAAGCAGCGCGAGGCAACCUUUGAACACUGGACACCGCAGGAGGCGGUCAGAGGCCCCGCCUUCACCUGAUGGUCCAUCAUCUGAUGAACCAUGGCUGACUGAUGAUGGAUCUGAUGGAUCCAUCAAAUAAUCCUCUGACAAGUAACCGACUUCUUCCGUUAGGAUAAGCAUAUUCCAUUUAAUGUUUUAUAGUGUAAAAUGCAGAGAAUAUUGUCCUGACGUGCACAUUGUUGCUGGACCUCUGAGGGGCCACACUUUCACCCAAGUAACGCCACAAUGUUGUAGAAACUCCCUUUUAACUUUCGUCUUUUCAAAUAUGUGAACUUGAAGAAAUCUUUUAAAGAAAAACGAUAAAUUAUGAACGUAGUAAUCAUGAAUGAAAUUUGUACUCUAAUUUUAUUUGUAUAGUAUUUGUAGCAGUUUUAAUAGUAUAUUUGCUGAAAUAUGCUGUAUAUAUAUUUUUUAAUGUUUAAUGCUGGGAAUAAAGCAUAGUUUUAAC